This is a messenger RNA of Chaetura pelagica (chimney swift), 1329 nucleotides long. It is a transcript of the gene P4HB, whose product is annotated as prolyl 4-hydroxylase, beta polypeptide. NCBI's taxonomy places the organism in Eukaryota, Metazoa, Chordata, Aves, Apodiformes, Apodidae. Gene Ontology annotation, molecular function: protein disulfide isomerase activity. Gene Ontology annotation, biological process: response to endoplasmic reticulum stress; protein folding. The coding region runs from base 1 to 1329 and encodes 442 amino acids. Gene Ontology annotation, cellular component: external side of plasma membrane; endoplasmic reticulum. The record is from RefSeq and is a predicted model, not a curated record. The transcript has 11 exons.
AUGGGGGAUUUGUGUGAGCACCUGGGGUGUGAGAGCACCGGGAUCCUGCGGCCCUGGCGGCAGAGGCAGGAGGUGCAGGAGGGCAGCGACGUGGCGCUGGGCCCCGGGCUGCUGGGGCGGCCGGACAAGGUCCACGGGGGCAGCGGCCGGGCGGGCAGGGAGGCUGACGACAUCGUCAACUGGCUGAAGAAGCGCACGGGCCCCGCGGCUGCCACCCUGGCUGACCCUGCUGCAGCUCAGGCCCUGGUGGACUCCAGCGAAGUGGUGGUGAUCGGGUUCUUCAAGGAUUUGACAUCAGAGGCUGCAAAGGAGUUCCUGUCAGCAGCGGAGGCUGUGGACGACAUUCCUUUUGGAAUUUCCUCCAGUGCCGAGGUCUUUACCAAGUACCAGCUCAGCAAGGAUGGGGUGGUCCUCUUCAAGAAGUUUGAUGAAGGCCGUAACAACUUUGAAGGGGAUCUCAAAAAAGAGAAUGUACUGAAUUUCAUCAAGUCCAAUGCAUUGCCCCUGGUCAUAGAGUUCACGGAGCAGACUGCUCCUAAAAUCUUUGGAGGAGAAAUCAAGACUCAUAUUCUGCUGUUCCUACCAAAAAGUGUGUCUGACUACCAAGGGAAGCUGGACAACUUCAAGAGUGCAGCUGGAAACUUCAAAGGGAAGAUUCUGUUCAUCUUCAUCGACAGCGACCACAGUGACAACCAGAGGAUUUUGGAGUUUUUUGGCCUCAAGAAAGAGGAGUGUCCAGCUGUGCGUCUGAUCACGCUGGAGGAGGAGAUGACCAAAUACAAACCUGAAUCAGAUGACCUCUCAGCAGACAAGAUCAAAGAGUUCUGCAACAAGUUCCUGGAGGGCAAGAUCAAGCCCCACCUGAUGAGUCAAGAUCUUCCUGAAGACUGGGACAAGCAGCCUGUCAAGAUUCUAGUUGGGAAGAACUUUGAAGAAGUUGCUUUUGAUGAGAAUAAGAAUGUCUUUGUAGAGUUCUAUGCCCCCUGGUGUGGUCACUGCAAGCAACUGGCUCCAAUCUGGGACAAGCUGGGAGAGACCUACAGGGACCAUGAGAAUAUUGUCAUAGCCAAGAUGGACUCCACGGCCAAUGAAGUGGAGGCAGUGAAAAUCCACAGCUUCCCCACGCUCAAGUUCUUCCCUGCAGGCUCUGGCAGAAAUGUCAUUGACUACAAUGGAGAGAGGACACUAGAAGGCUUCAAAAAGUUCCUGGAGAGUGGAGGUCAAGAUGGGGCAGCAGCUGAUGACCUGGAGGACCUGGAGACUGAUGAAGAAACAGACCUUGAGGAAGGUGAUGAUGAUGAGCAGAAAAUCCAGAAGGAUGAAUUGUAA